AUGGAGCUCACUGGAAAAUUAAUGGAGGCACUUGGGAAUUUGGCAUUCGACAGAGGAAGUAAGUAUUUCUAUUUGGUUGAUAAUCUAAGGUCUCUCGAAACGAAGUUGCAAAGAUUACGCAACAGGAAAAUUGACUUCGAGUCGAAAGUGGAAGUUGCAGAAAGAUCAGGUACUAAGAAAAGGAAAAGGGAGGUUGAGAAUUGGUUUGAUGAGGUAGCCAAAAUAGAGAAUGAAUUCGUUGCAUUGAAAACGAGCAUACAAGAGGGAGGAUUUCUAGAAAAUGCAAUUAGCAGUGGGAAAAGAGUGGAGAAAAUGGACGAGAUUGUAGAGCAACUAAUGGUGCAAAGUGAUAGUGGUCAUUUUGGUGAGCUUUGCCUUGAGGCUUCUGAGAGCAGAGGUGAGCCACGAGAGACAACAGAAUUAUUUGGAGAAAUGUUUCGCAAAGGUCUGGAAACAAUCCCGGCAUGGUUGGACACCAACGAGAUCUUAAGGAUUGGGAUAUGGGGGAUGGGAGGCGUGGGUAAGACUACAUUGGCGGAACACAUCCAUAAUCAUCUCCUUGAGAAUUCUCAAUUCAAGGUUUAUUGGAUUUCUGUCUCCCAAGAUUUUAGCAUCAAAAGGCUGCAAGGUGACGUUGCUAAACGCCUAAGGCUUGAUCUGUCACACGUGGAUGAUGAAAAAGUAAGGGCACGUAGGUUGCGCGACGCAUUCGAGGAAAUGGAGGAAAUGGUAGUGCUCAUGUUGGAUGAUGUUUGGGAAGAAUUUCGUUUAAACAGCUUAGGGAUUGAUGCAAAAAAUUGCAGACUGAUUUUGACUACACGCUCAGAAGAAGUGUGCAACCAGAUGCAAUGCCAUCGCACUUUUGAGUUGAAAACUUUGGACACAAAGAAAGCUUGGGGUUUGUUCAAGCGUAUACUCGGCAGCGAGACCUCGCUUGAUGGAGGUUUGAAAGAUAUUGCCAAGUCCGUUGCGAAAAGGUGUGAUAGCUUGCCUCUUGGUAUUGUCACAGUGGCUGGGAGCAUGAGAGGUGUGAGAGACAUCUGUGAGUGGAGAAAUGCAUUGGAAGACUUGAAAGCAUGUUCAGUAGGGCACGAUAAGAUGGAAAAAAGGGUGUUUCGCAUCCUGGAAUGGAGUUUCAAUCGCCUGAAUAAAUGUGAAAGGAAUUGCUUCUUGUAUUGCUGUCUUUAUCGGGAAGAUUGGAAAAUAAAAAGAAAGGAACUAAUAGGCCUGUUUAUUGGGGCAGAGCUGAUGUCAAAACGGGAAUCAUGGUCAAAAGCAUUUGAUGAAGGUCAAACGAUGUUAAACAAACUGAUAAGAGUUUGCUUGCUGGAAAAAAUUAAAGAUUUCGAAGGGGUUGACUGUGUGAAGAUGCAUGAUUUGGUCAGAGACAUGGCAUUAAGGAUCACGCAUGGAAACUCCAAACCAGAGAGCAGUAGAGAUGAUGUACCACGAUUCUUGGUGAAAAGCUUCGGACAAGAAGAUUCAAAAGUAACACUGGAACAAGAAGAGUGGACACAAGAUCUCCGUGCAGUUUCCUUCUAUUCACAAAAUUCCAAAGGAAUAGAAAUUCCACCAGACUGGUCACCAAAUUGUCCUAAGCUCUCAACCUUGCGUCUUUCUCGGGUUUCCAUAAAAGAAAUCCUAGAUUCAUUCUUUCGGCACAUGUGUGGACUUAAAGUUUUGAAUCUAUCUGAGUGCUAUGGUAUAAAAAAGUUGCCUAAUUGUGUUUCAGACAUGGUGAAUCUCACUGCUUUGAUUUUAAGGGAUUGUAGAGGUCUCCGAUUUGUGCCACCACUGGGAAAGCUCAAGCAAUUGAGGGAUUUGGAUCUAUCUAUAACUCGCAUUCAGGAUUUUCCUGAAGGUUGGGAGUCACUUGUCAGCCUCGAAAGGCUUAACUUGAACGAGUAUCCGACUUUAAAACGAAAGAUAAUACCAAAAGGGACAUUUUCCCAACUUCACCGUCUUCAACUGCUAUUAUUGCCACCCUAUGGUAGGGUACAAGUUAAUGAUCCAGAAGUGUUGAACCAAUUUGAAAGUUUUAUAGGAUGUUUGUCUUUUACAGACUUCUAUAAAAUUACUAGGUGGCCAAAAUGCUAUCAUGUUUAUGUCAACGACAUCUUAACCGAGUAUCCGAGUUUUAAUAUUUAUUGUGGGGACCCAAAAGAACUGUAUUUCCAUCAGUGUAAGUAG
Coffea eugenioides is the source of this 2190-nucleotide messenger RNA. Its product is annotated as probable disease resistance protein At4g27220. The coding region runs from base 1 to 2190 and encodes 729 amino acids. Gene Ontology annotation, molecular function: protein binding; ADP binding; ATP hydrolysis activity. Lineage: Eukaryota; Viridiplantae; Streptophyta; Magnoliopsida; Gentianales; Rubiaceae. The record is from RefSeq and is a predicted model, not a curated record. The transcript has a single exon.